Zophobas morio is the source of this 1178-nucleotide messenger RNA. RefSeq names its product transcription initiation factor IIA subunit 1-like. NCBI's taxonomy places the organism in Eukaryota, Metazoa, Arthropoda, Insecta, Coleoptera, Tenebrionidae. The coding region runs from base 219 to 992 and encodes 257 amino acids. Gene Ontology annotation, cellular component: transcription factor TFIIA complex. The transcript is spliced from 5 exons. The record is from RefSeq and is a predicted model, not a curated record. Gene Ontology annotation, biological process: transcription by RNA polymerase II; transcription initiation at RNA polymerase II promoter.
GUCUGAAAAGUGAUCCCUUCGGGCUUACUUAUUCAUGUUCUCAGUGGUUGCUCGUCGACUACGUAGUUAAUUCCUUAUUGUCUGUUGCAUUUGUCAUUUUAAAGCUUGCCGUCAAUAAGAAGCUAUAAAUUUUGUGACAAGAGGCGUAAUAAAAAUUUACAAAAUUGUUUUUCGUAGUUAAGCGAACUAAAACUUUUAUUAGUACUACUUAAGACAUAAUGAGCAAAAGAGGCUUAAUAACUUCUAAUUCGCUUUUGUCCAACGUUUAUCAUCUCGUCAUAGAAGACGUCAUAAAUAACAUUCAAGAAGAAUUUGAGAGUGAGUCCGUGGAUGAGCAAGUUUUAUUAGAUUUGCGCCUCAUGUGGCAAUUAAAAUUACAUCAGAGCCACGUUAUGGGGCACUCGUUGUUCGGCUCUACGGAUGAGGGAAGCAGAAGUGGACCGUACAGUUAUGAAUCUUUAUACGAUUACCCUCAUGACCAGCAAUCUUUCUAUAGCUACGCUAAUCUUGAUCAGAGAGAUUCUUUGACGAGUGGAGAUGCCUCUGCCCUGGGUACUGCCAACAACUUUUAUAGCAAGGGUUCACUUCAAAACAGAUAUCCCACAUACCUUCCUCAAACUGACGGCGCUGACGAUUUUCCUUUAACUAGACAUCUACCACAAGGAGAAAGUUUUAUACCUUCAGAAGAGAAAAGGCCCGAUUGCAGCCUUUUACAAGUAGAUGGGCUGAGUGAGAACUUAAUUUCUGACAAAGAGAGAGCCUCUCGAACUCAGAGUAACGCCGAUCUCAGCAAAGAGGAAGAUGGGGAACUAAAUUCCGAUUUAGACUCCGAAAAUGGUGAAGAACCUGACACUGAAGAUGUAAUUUUAUGCCAGUACGACAAGGUGACGCGUAAGGGAAUUAAGUGGAAGGUUACUCUAAAGGACGGGAUAAUGCAUGUUGGCGGCCGCGAUUACGCCUUCCACAAGGCGACAGGAGAGUUUGAGUGGUAGUAGUGUUUAUCGUGGGCUGAUUUUAAAAAGGACACACCAAGCACCGUAAUGCUCGCACUUUGCCAUACCGGAUUCAGCAAUGCAACUCUUUUUUUGGUUUCCACUAAAGAAAUUUCUAUAUAUAUCUUGCCUUUUGCGCCAAGCGUAAAACCAAAAAGAUUUAAUAAAGAAAAGAAUUGAAUUUCA